Molecule: messenger RNA, 4249 nt
Organism: Equus quagga
Lineage: Eukaryota; Metazoa; Chordata; Mammalia; Perissodactyla; Equidae
Gene: IPP
Product: intracisternal A particle-promoted polypeptide
Exons: 9
Coding region: 698-2452 (584 amino acids)
Molecular function (GO): actin binding
Source: RefSeq, a predicted model, not a curated record
CUGAGCGGGCGCCGGCGGGAAGGGGAAGCGGCGGGUAAGAGGGGCCUCCGUCCCGGUGCGUCUGUGACGGAGGUGGGGGUUUCCUCUUCGGCUCUCCCGGCUAUCGGGAGCCUGAGAAGCAGAGUGAGAGGAGCCUCUGGAACCGGCGUGCGGCCGCCGCUCGCAGUCGCAGUGUUUGCGCCCUCCCCGGGCGUCGUUUGGGCCGGCCCGCUCCUGCCUCUCCUCUCCCCGCCCCCACGGGGCAGGCCGAAGGCCGAGCCGCUGGCCCGUCUGCUGUCCCCAGACAGGUCUGAGAUGCCUUCCCCGCCAUUUAGGUAGCGCCGGCAAGUUGAUCCUCCUUUAGUGUCGCAGCAACGUAGGGCUGGCCCUCCAGGUCCAGCCCCUACUGCAAGCACAAAGAGCCUCAUUCUUUGGACGCUCGCUCGUCCUUGGAUUCUUUCUGUCACCCUCUACGGGAGCAGUUUACCAGAUGCUCUGGGCGCUGAAUUCAAGGCCACUAGACAUAGGUUCUCUGUAGUUCCCUGGGCGUCUCCACCGUUUCCUGAUAAUCUGCCUUUCAAGUUUGCGUCUCUUGAGGCAUGUGCCUUACAUUCCUAUGCAGUGUCCCGGAAUUAUGCUCUUUCCUUUUGGAAAUACGGUCACCCCAGGAUAGGACCGGAUUAUGGGCAACAGUCCUUUUAAUUAAUUUAUCAUCAUCAUGGCUAGUGAGGGCUGUUCCAAGGCGGGUGAUAGUCCUUUUUCAUCAGAUAAACAUGCCCAACUCAUCUUGGCCCAGAUCAAUAAAAUGAGGAAUGAACAGCAUUUCUGUGACGUGCAGCUGCAAGUUGGGAAGGAGACUUUUCAAGUUCAUCGGCUGGUUUUGGCUGCCAGUAGUCCUUACUUUGCAGCUUUGUUCACUGGAGGAAUGAAAGAGUCUUCAAAAGAUGUUGUACAGAUUCUAGGAAUUGAAGCUGGAAUCUUUCGAAUACUUCUAGAUUUCAUUUACACAGGUAUAGUGAACGUAGGUGUGAAUAAUGUCCAGGAGUUGAUUGUUGCUGCGGACAUGCUACAGUUGACUGAAGUUGUCAAUCUUUGUUGUGAGUUUCUGAAGGGACAAAUUGAUCCGCUGAACUGUAUUGGGGUCUUUCAGUUCUCAGAGCAAAUUGCCUGCCAUGAUCUUUUGGAAUUCACAGAAAACUACAUUCAUGUCCAUUUCUUGGAGGUUCAUAGUGGGGAAGAGUUCCUGGCACUUACAAAAGAUCAGCUGAUCAAAAUUUUGCGAAGUGAAGAGCUUAGCAUUGAGGAUGAAUACCAGGUCUUCUUAGCUGCAAUGCAAUGGAUUCUGAAAGAUCUAGGAAAGAGAAGAAAAUAUGUGGUGGAAGUGCUAGACCCAGUUCGAUUCCCUUUAUUACCUCCUCAGAGGCUUCUAAAGUAUAUAGAAGGAGUAUCUGAUUUUAACCUUCGUGUUGCGUUGCAAACACUUUUGAAAGAGUACUGUGAGGUGUGCAAAUCUCCCAAAGAGAACAAAUUUUGUGGUUUUCUGCAGACAUCUAAGGUUCGACCAAGGAAGAAAGCAAGAAAGUACCUGUAUGCAGUAGGUGGAUAUACUCGGUUGCAGGGGGGUCGUUGGAGUGAUAGCAGAGCCCUCAGCUGUGUAGAACGUUUUGACACCUUCAGCCAGUACUGGACCACUGUGUCUUCACUUCAUCAGGCUCGGUGUGGACUUGGAGUAGCAGUUCUUGGAGGGAUGGUCUACGCUAUUGGAGGUGAAAAGGAUUCAAUGAUUUUUGACUGUACUGAAUGCUAUGAUCCAGUUACUAAACAGUGGACAACUGUAGCUUCCAUGAAUCAACCCCGAUGUGGCCUGGGAGUGUGUGUGUGUUAUGGGGCUAUCUAUGCUUUGGGUGGAUGGGUUGGAGCUGAGAUAGGGAAUACCAUUGAAAGGUUUGAUCCUGAUGAAAAUAAGUGGGAACUAGUUGGCAACAUGGCUAUGUCACGCUACUACUUUGGCUGCUGUGAAAUGCAAGGUUUAAUUUACGUAAUUGGGGGCAUCAACAAUGAAGGAAUAGAGCUUCGUUCUUUUGAAGUUUAUGAUCCACUUUCUAAGCGUUGGUCUCCACUUCCUCCAAUGGGAACCAGGAGAGCAUAUCUUGGAGUGGCUGCACUCAAUGACUGCAUCUAUUCUGUUGGCGGGUGGAAUGAGACACAAGAUGCUCUUCAUACUGUAGAAAAAUAUUCCUUUGAAGAGGAAAAGUGGGUUGAAGUUGCCUCAAUGAAAGUGCCCAGAGCAGGCAUGUGUGUUGUGGCAGUCAAUGGGCUUCUGUAUGUUUCUGGAGGUCGAUCUUCCAGCCAUGAUUUCUUGGCCCCAGGUACCUUGGACUCAGUUGAAGUUUAUAACCCUCAUUCAGAUACAUGGACAGAAAUCGGUAACAUGAUCACCAGUCGUUGUGAAGGAGGUGUUGCUGUGUUAUGAAAUGGAAAGCAUAAGAGAGCACAAGAAACAUUUUGAAAAUACAGAAUCUGACCUUUUGCAAAUCACAUAUGUAUUUGGUGACAGGACCCUCUGAUUCUAUUGAAUUUUCCAUGUUUUGGUAGAUAAAUAACUAAAGAAUGAUUCUUCUAAGAAUUUAAGUAAGAAAGGAUAUGGUAUAUAUCCUAAAUCAAUGAAGAGCUCACAAAAAUUUGCCAGCUCUACCAACAGAAAUGCUGUUUAUGCUCUACUCCAGUUAGGGGUAGAGUCCUAUUUGUAAAAAUGAUUUGCUAGAAGCUUCUUGGCAAAUAGCCCCUCUAAAUGCUUCUCCAGUGCAAUUCAAGCUGUAACAUGACCCUUAUGUGAUAAAAGACUAUUAGUGAGACACUUUAAAGAUAUCUGUACAUUCAUGAUUCAAUCCAGAGCACAAUUUUCUGUGGCCAUAGUUUAACCUACAGAGAAAAGCCAAUGAAACAACUUCCUACUUUUGAUGGCCAGGAGUGUUCACUAGCCCCAAACUUUUUAUUGGCAGCAUAUAUACUGGGAGGACAUGUGGGAAAUAUCCAGCAAUUUAUUUAGAUAGAUAAGUUUUCACCUGGUGAUAACAGCAUUAAAAAAGCUUUUGCUCACUUACGUUUUCUGUCUUCAUGCUGAGAAUGCAAGUGAGCAAUUUAUAGGAGGUUUUUAGAGAUAGUCCUUUAUUGCAAUAGGAUGAUGUAAUGGGUGAUAGAGCCCAGCAGGUGGUAUGUGCCUAGUAAAUUUCUUCCCUAUUUUCUAAAGUCACCAAAAAUAUGUUUGGCUUUGGGAAGAGAGAAUUGUAUUAGAUUAUCAAGCUUUGAGAAGCCUACUUGUACUUGGGCAAGCCGAAGUAUGAGCUUUCUACAAAGCUACUGCCUGGUUUGGAGAAGGUGGAAUUGUAGGUACCUGUGAAACUUUUUAUAGACACUGACUCAUAAGUCUAAGUUGAAAGACCUCUGAUCCAAAACUUCUCUUUUCCCCCUGAGAAGCAUUCUAAAGAAUUGUUCUCUGUCUGCUUCUGAGAGGAAGUUUCUCCAUGUACAUGAUCAUCACUUCUGUUAUUUCUACUACUCAGUUGGAGCCAUGUCUAUUAAAGGUCUUUCAUACAUUUAGGUUUCCCUGCUGAUUCCAGGAUUUGAUUUGUAUAUCCCUGAUUUCCUCUUUUCUUUACUAAAGUCCUUCAACAUACUGUUACAGGCAUCAGCAGCUUAUUUAGAUAGAAAACCUUUGGUAAGCAUUAGACUCAGGUUGCACUCAUAUCCAAAAUAUUUGGAUUGGCCCACAAGGAUACUUUCUUUCAUAACUUAACCAUAUGCAUGUUUUAAGAAAAGCUUAGGUACUACAGACAGAAAACUCUGUGUCCCUUUCUUUGGGGCAUCCUGAGUCUGAAGGGUCACAGAUGCCUGGUUGGUAUCUGUAAAAUGUCAAGGAAUGAAGUAUCAAGAUGAUUUGUAGAUUAUUUAAGCUCUAACUCAUGUGCCUUUAAUAUUUCUAGUUACAGAGAAUCUGCAUUCUGGUUCAAAAGAGCUUUAUAAAAUGCUCCUAUAAUUGAAGCCAUUAUAUAAUUGGCACCAUUAUUACGUGGUCCCAACCUAAAAUGGCACUGUGAAGGGAGGCAUUUUGUAUGCUGUGGCAGAAAUGUAAUGUCAAGACAAUCAGUGUUUGCGCUUAAUAGAUGCAGACAAUCCCUGAAAAUAGGUAAUUGUAAACAUGCUUAUUAUUUCCUAAGUAAUGACAGAUUGUUUUAAAAAGAAUGUACUAAUAAAGUAUCUCGAUUUUUGA